GGAGAAGUGCCUCAGGAGUCCUGACGCAGUGUCUUGGGCGCUAACGGCGGCGGCGGCCUUGUGUUUAGACUCCAGAACUCCCCACUUGCCGCGUUCUCGCCGCCGCAGGCUCCCGGGACGAUGGUGCCCCGCCUGCUGCUGCGCGCCUGGCCCCGGGGCCCCGCGGUUGGUCCGGGAGCCCCCAGUCGGCCCCUCAGCGCCGGCUCCGGGCCCGGCCAGUACCUGCAGCGCAGCAUCGUGCCCACCAUGCACUACCAGGACAGCCUGCCCAGGCUGCCUAUUCCCAAACUUGAAGACACCAUUAGGAGAUACCUCAGUGCACAGAAGCCUCUCUUGAAUGAUGGCCAGUUCAGGAAAACAGAACAAUUUUGCAAGAGUUUUGAAAAUGGGAUUGGAAAAGAACUGCAUGAGCAGCUGGUUGCUCUGGACAAACAGAAUAAACAUACAAGCUACAUUUCGGGACCCUGGUUUGAUAUGUACCUAUCUGCUCGAGACUCCGUUGUUCUGAACUUUAAUCCAUUUAUGGCUUUCAAUCCUGACCCAAAAUCUGAGUAUAAUGACCAGCUCACCCGGGCAACCAACAUGACUGUUUCUGCCAUCCGGUUUCUGAAGACACUCCGGGCUGGCCUUCUGGAGCCAGAAGUGUUCCACUUGAACCCUGCAAAAAGUGACACUAUCACCUUCAAGAGACUCAUACGCUUUGUGCCUUCCUCUCUGUCCUGGUAUGGGGCCUACCUGGUCAAUGCGUAUCCCCUGGAUAUGUCCCAGUAUUUUCGGCUUUUCAACUCAACUCGUUUACCCAAACCCAGUCGGGAUGAACUCUUCACUGAUGACAAGGCCAGACACCUCCUGGUCCUAAGGAAAGGAAAUUUUUAUAUCUUUGAUGUCCUGGAUCAAGAUGGGAACAUUGUGAGCCCCUCGGAAAUCCAGGCACAUCUGAAGUACAUUCUCUCAGACAGCAGCCCCGCCCCCGAGUUUCCCCUGGCAUACCUGACCAGUGAGAACCGAGACAUCUGGGCAGAGCUCAGGCAGAAGCUGAUGAGUAGUGGCAAUGAGGAGAGCCUGAGGAAAGUGGACUCGGCAGUGUUCUGUCUCUGCCUAGAUGACUUCCCCAUUAAGGACCUUGUCCACUUGUCCCACAAUAUGCUGCAUGGGGAUGGCACAAACCGCUGGUUUGAUAAAUCCUUUAACCUCAUUAUCGCCAAGGAUGGCUCUACUGCCGUCCACUUUGAGCACUCUUGGGGUGAUGGUGUGGCAGUGCUCAGAUUUUUUAAUGAAGUAUUUAAAGACAGCACUCAGACCCCUGCCGUCACUCCACAGAGCCAGCCAGCUACCACUGACUCUACUGUCACGGUGCAGAAACUCAACUUCGAGCUGACUGAUGCCUUAAAGACUGGCAUCACAGCUGCUAAGGAAAAGUUUGAUGCCACCAUGAAAACCCUCACUAUUGACUGCGUCCAGUUUCAGAGAGGAGGCAAAGAAUUCCUGAAGAAGCAAAAGCUGAGCCCUGACGCAGUUGCCCAGCUGGCAUUCCAGAUGGCCUUCCUGCGGCAGUACGGGCAGACAGUGGCCACCUACGAGUCCUGUAGCACUGCCGCAUUCAAGCACGGCCGCACUGAGACCAUCCGCCCGGCCUCCGUCUAUACAAAGAGGUGCUCUGAGGCCUUUGUCAGGGAGCCCUCCAGGCACAGUGCUGGUGAGCUUCAGCAGAUGAUGGUUGAGUGCUCCAAGUACCAUGGCCAGCUGACCAAAGAAGCAGCAAUGGGCCAGGGCUUUGACCGACACUUGUUUGCUCUGCGGCAUCUGGCAGCAGCCAAAGGGAUCAUCUUGCCUGAGCUCUACCUGGACCCUGCAUACGGGCAGAUAAACCACAAUGUCCUGUCCACGAGCACACUGAGCAGCCCAGCAGUGAACCUUGGGGGCUUUGCCCCUGUGGUCUCUGAUGGCUUUGGUGUUGGGUAUGCUGUUCAUGACAACUGGAUAGGCUGCAAUGUCUCUUCCUACCCAGGCCGCAAUGCCCGGGAGUUUCUCCAAUGUGUGGAGAAGGCCUUAGAAGACAUGUUUGAUGCCUUAGAAGGCAAAUCCAUCAAAAGUUAACUUCUGGGCAGAUGAAAAGCUACCAUCACUUCCUCAUCAUGAAAACUGGGAGGCCGGGCAUGGUGGCUCAUGCCUGUAAUCCCAGCAUUUUGAGAGGCUGAGGCGGGUGGAUCACUUGAGGUCAGGAGUUUGAGACCAACCUGGCCAACAUGGUGAAACCUUGUCUCUACUAAAAAUACAAAAAUUAGCUGGGUGUGGUGGCAUGUGCCUAUAAUCCCAGCUACUUGGGAGGUUGAAGCAGAAUUGCUUGAACCCAGGAGGUGGAGGUUGCAGUGAGCUGAGAUCACACCACUGCACUCCGGCCUGGGCGACAGAGCGAGACUGUCUCAAAAAAACAAAAAAGAAAAAAAAACUGGGGCCUGUGUAGCCAGUGGGUGCUAUUCUGUGAAACUAAUCAUAAGCUGCCUAGGCAGCCAGCUACAGGCUUGAGCUUUAAAUUCAUGGUUUUAAAGCUAAACGUAAUUUCCACUUGGGACUAGAUCACAACUGAAGAUAACAAGAGAUUUAAGUUUUAAGGGCAUUUAAUCAGGAGGAAAGGUUUGGAAAACUAACUCAGGUGUAUUUAUUGUUUAAGCAGAAAUAAAGUUUAAUUUUUGCUUGAA
Homo sapiens (human) is the source of this 2699-nucleotide messenger RNA. It is a transcript of the gene CPT2, whose product is annotated as carnitine palmitoyltransferase 2. NCBI's taxonomy places the organism in Eukaryota, Metazoa, Chordata, Mammalia, Primates, Hominidae. Gene Ontology annotation, biological process: fatty acid beta-oxidation; long-chain fatty acid transport; positive regulation of cold-induced thermogenesis. The transcript is spliced from 5 exons. Gene Ontology annotation, molecular function: acyltransferase activity; carnitine O-octanoyltransferase activity; carnitine O-palmitoyltransferase activity. The coding region runs from base 121 to 2097 and encodes 658 amino acids. The record is from RefSeq and is marked reviewed. Gene Ontology annotation, cellular component: mitochondrial matrix; mitochondrial inner membrane; mitochondrion.